Molecule: messenger RNA, 1107 nt
Organism: Mycotypha africana
Lineage: Eukaryota; Fungi; Mucoromycota; Mucoromycetes; Mucorales; Mycotyphaceae
Product: nuclear pore complex subunit Nro1-domain-containing protein
Exons: 3
Coding region: 1-1107 (368 amino acids)
Biological process (GO): positive regulation of SREBP signaling pathway; translational termination; positive regulation of cellular response to hypoxia
Cellular component (GO): nucleus
Molecular function (GO): protein binding
Source: RefSeq, a predicted model, not a curated record
AUGUCAAUUGAAAAGAAAAGACCAAGAGGAUUAAAGGGCAGUGCUGCCUCCAAAGCCAAUAAAAAAGCCAAGACCGAAGAAGUCAGUAAUAAGUUGGAAAACGCUCAAACAGUUGUCAUUGACAAGGAAAUUGAAGAAGGUGAUGAAGUAGGAGAAACUGCUGCCCUCUUUGAAAACGCCAUUGAAAAGCUUGACUCUGAUCCUUCUAGUGCUUUGGCGUUACUUCGAGGCACUAUUCACGAAUCCGAUCGAAUUUUGCGUAAUCAUGACGAUCAAAAGGACGAGAAGCCAUUGCCUGCUAUUUUCUACUACACUUAUGGUUCCGCUCUUUAUGAAUUGGGUCGGUUGGCUGAAGAAGAAGAUUUUGGUCCUUAUUUGGAUGCAGCUGAAGAACGUCUUUCGGAAGGUUUAGAGCUUAAAGAUAGCGAAGAAGUCAUUCAAAAGAUUUACUUAUCACUUGCCAAGGUAUGGCUUGCUAAGGCUGCUAGCACUGUAUCUCAAGGGCAGCAAGAGAUCCCCGAAAUGUCUGUUAAGGCACUAGAAGCUCUUGAUAAGCAUUUAGUUGUCGAUGCUAAGAACGUAAAGGCAGUGGUCGAAUUGGCUGAUAUUGUUCAAAACCAUGGUGAUUUGUACGAAAACCCCGAGUCUCGCGAUAAGUUCAGACUUUGGGCCGAAAAUGUCUUGGAAAAGGUUUUGAAAGACGAACCUAACAAUGCUCAAGCUCUGUCUGCGCUCGGUUUGUGCAAAUUGUCUUUGGCUAACUUCAUCUUGGACAACAUGGAUAACUCAAACGAAGAUGAUGAAAAGACUGAACGUACCGAAGAAGAGGAGAAAGCCUACAAGGCCAUCCUUGAAAGCAAGGACUAUCUUGAAAAGGCUAAGGCUACACUUAUUGAGGAAGAUAAGCUGUCUCCACAAAUUCUCUCCGAUUUGGCUGAGACCUAUUUGAAUGAAGCCAACUUGACUUUGAAGGAAGAAGAACAGGCUGAAAUCUAUACAAAGGCGGCUGAUGCCAUCAAAGAAGCCAAGAAGUUGAUUGAGGAGAAGAGCCUCGACUUCACAUUACCCGAGGCUCUGACGUCUUAUUUGGAAGAAUUUGAAGCCUAA